UCGUAAAAGAACCGAGAACGCUCAGAGCCUUCCUCUGUUUCCUUCUCCGCGCAUCCCACCUCCUCCGGCUCCGCCUCCGUCUCCGCCUCCGCCUCCGCCCCCGCCUGCCCAAAAGCCUCGCUGGUGAUCUCGGUCUCGUUCCCGAGCGGCACCAGGCUCCCCGCCGCUGACCGGGCGCUGUCCCUGACGCUAGCCCGCUCGGUCGCGAGGGAGAUCUCGGCGGACUUGGGCGGGGUCGACGGCGCGGCGAAGAAGGAGAGGCCUGCUGCAUUUUCUCUCUCUUCUUUUCAACGGAGCGCGCUAUUUCUUCCCGCUUCUGCCUCUCUCUUCCUCAAGCACUCCUCUCCUCUCUGUCCCGAGUCCUCUCACUCACCCCAAGCGCUCCCCUCCUCUCUGUCUCGAGCCCUCUCACUCACCCUAAGCGCUUCCCUCCUCGCCUCGUUCUUGGUCGAUGAUGGCGGAGCUCUGCUUGAUGGCUUCGCAUGGUUAUCCGUCGAGCCUCGUUCUUGGUCAGGAGCAAGGGCGCGAGCAGACUCGUCAGGGAUCUUCAGCCAAUUUUGCCUGCUGCUAGGACAAGAAAAGACAUUAUAAGAUUGGGAUCCAUGACCCUCAGUCCUAAUCAAUUCAAGGAGGCAGUGGAACCCCUAUAUGUACUGUUAGCAGCAAAGCAGCGUGUGCAGAUUGAUUCUGUGGAGAAAGAUCCCAUGAUUCUAGAUUUGCAAGAUGUCCACUCAACUACUGGGCCCCUAGGCACCGGAAUUGCUGAACAAUCCACCAUGCAGAGAGAAGUCUUUGAGUUUAGCAUGUCUGGAUUGAGUUGUGCUGAAAAGGCUGGACUAGAUAUGUCUCUAGUAUCUGAUUUAACGGGUCUUCACUCAGUGGAAACUGACAUGCAUCGCCUGCCCAUCAUUCCUUCUCUCAUCUACACUAACUUUCAAUUUUCCACUCAGAGCGCUCUCUCAGAUUUCAUGGGAGAUUUGGUCCGAAAUUCAAAAAUAACCAUUAACUCCGAUGGUAGUCUUGAUCGCAGCUAGUGGGGCUGAGAUGAAGGAUCUCCUCUCAAUUGUAGCGGAGUUUUACCUAUUGAGGAACUUAACUCAAGGGAGAAAGCUUUCGAUGCCAGUUCCUUAUGACAACAACCACCUCAUAUGCUUAGAAACUGCAAAAGAGGAGGUAGACAAAAUUGUGGUUACUGAUGCAUCACUUCUCUUUCCUCCUGGACAGCUGGCAUUGGCGGCUUUGCGUCAUGCUAAUGAGAUACCUAGAGAACAUGCUCAUACGCCAAAAUUCCAUUCACAGCAGCACAGAGCUCAUUCAGCAUCUGAAUGCGAUUCCUCGGUUAGGACAUAUAAAUUCCCUUCUGAGAAAGAUAUAAAACACAUCAACAGGAAGCUGAGGUCUUGUUGGGGCCUUAGUUCACAUGAUGAUAGUAAGAAACGAGACAAGAAAUCGAAGCACAAAUCCAAGUGGAGUGCAGGCUAGAUGCAAGAGGG
This is a messenger RNA of Eucalyptus grandis, 1493 nucleotides long. Its product is annotated as cyclin-H1-1-like. The record is from RefSeq and is a predicted model, not a curated record. The transcript has 8 exons. The coding region runs from base 1012 to 1482 and encodes 156 amino acids. NCBI's taxonomy places the organism in Eukaryota, Viridiplantae, Streptophyta, Magnoliopsida, Myrtales, Myrtaceae.